Schistosoma mattheei is the source of this 360-nucleotide messenger RNA. Lineage: Eukaryota; Metazoa; Platyhelminthes; Trematoda; Strigeidida; Schistosomatidae. The record is from the annotation of a GenBank genome assembly.
AUGUAUUAUACAAAUGUGAUUUGUUCACAUCGAAGUUUUCUGACGACGAGAUACUGGAUCGUGUAUUCGCGACACGAAUUCCAGGGUCAAUAUAUUAUAAUUCCACCUGGUGCAUGUGUUCGUGAUUUAAGGGAAAAAGGAUUAUGGUCAGUCGGCUCCGCACUUAAAUGCGUAAAAAUAAACCAAGACAAUUAUAAUUUUUACUGUCACAGGCCGCGAAUAACAUGGUUGCCGAAUGGUCAAUUUCCACAAGGCAUACCUCCAUUCGGACCACAACCGAUUCAAAAUCCAUUUGGAGGUUUUCAUCCGAUUAAUUACCGUGGUGAACCGAAUAAAAUACGACAUCCGAAGUUCAUUUAG